AUGCCUCGAAACAAGGAGUUCAGGGAGUACCGGGACAAGUUUGGAACCACCAGGAAAGCAACCUCAGACAAGUUGACUCAAGUGUGGACCCUCAACCGCCGGUACAGACUUGGGAUCUUGAAAGAACGAAAAUUCAGAAUCCUCGACGAAGGGAGGAACAACUCGGCUCUCGCUCUUGCAAAGGGGAACUAUCAGGAGCGCGAUUUGUUCUGCUUCAAGCUCCACAACGGCAAGCACCUGAUCAAGGACACAGACAAAGUCACGCUUGCAUUCCACAACGAGGAGGAAGCGCGAUUGUGGUACACAACUUUCCAGACAGUCAUUGGGGAUCUUGCUGCCAAAGCUGCUGCUGAGCCGAGGAGUGGGUCUUCCAACCAACCAGACACACCAGCUCUGCAGCGAGGCCAGCGCCCGCGCAUCUCUGUGAUCACUCCCUCCCUUGACACUGACGGCGAUUUGGGCCAGUCCCCAGACUCUGCCACGCCGCCAGCCAUGUCGGCGGCCCCCUCCUACUUCUCAGAGGGUCUGGACAUGAGUCACUUGGAACAGCCAUCCAUGACAUGCCCAACAGAUGUGCACUCUCCCGGGAUGGACAUGACUCUGUGGGAGGCGUGGUACUGCCACGACGGCGUCACAGUCUUUUUCGGCACAAGCGAGGAGAACGAGGAUGUGAUUAUGGUCUCCCUCAUUGUCCAUGCGCCACCCAGCCUUGUGACUGAGGUGCUGCUGAAGAAUGACAUCCUUCGCAGCGCGUCCAACAUUGGGCUGCAGUCCUCGCGCGUGCUGGAGCAGGCGGACGACCACACCGUCAUUUUCACUGGGCGCUGGGUGCCCGGCGGCUGGGCCGCCACCCUGCUGGCCCCCAGAGAUGUGGUGGUCAAGCGCACCUGGAGGAGGGAGGACGAUGGGACCUAUGUGGUGCUGAUGCAGAGCAUAGACCACCCAUUGGUCCCCCGCACAGACCCGCCCUUCUACCAAUGGACCUCUCCCAUCCGCGCAGAGAUUGAGUUCUCUGGGUACACUCUGGCGCCCCUGCAAGCUCAGUAUGCCAACCAUGCCAGCAGCCAGGAGACCCUCAUCACGCACGUCAUAAAGGCUGACAUGGGCGGGUGGGUGCGGCACAUGCUGACAACCAGCCUGCCGCAGCCGCUGCUGAGGUGGAGCUCCAUCUGGUACACCGUCAUCAAGCCAGUCGUGCACCACAACGUCAUGCUGCGCAACCGGGCGGAGGCUGAGCGGUUCGUGACGCGCCCAUUCCUGAUGGGCUCCAACGAGGCGCCGCCCCCGACGCCCUCGCCCUCAAACACAGCUGCCGAGCGCCUGGCGCGCACCAGCCGCCUCGCGAGCCGCAAGACCACCUCCAUCUUCACACCCGCCCAGGUGGAUGCACCAAGCGAGGAUGGGGCGGCACAGGAGGGUCCGUCGGAGAGCGAUGGGCUGCUGGCAGAGGAGGCGCCUGAAGCCGACCCGACUGCCUGCGCCACCGGCACUUGCGACAAGCAGUUCUGGAGCUGCCCCGGCAACGCAGGCUUCAAGGUGCGGGGGCCGAACUAUCUGCGCGACAAGAAGAAGGUGCUAGCAGACGACCCUCUAUUUGCGCUGGCGGCUGUGGACCUGCUGGAGAUGGAGACGCCAACCUUCCACAUCGCCCGCUACCUGCCCUCCCUCAAGAAGAGCAAGGCACCGUUCACGUUCAUUGUGAACAUCAUGGUGCCCUCGGCGCAGCCCUUCUCCCUCGUCAUGUCUUGGGCCGCCGACGCCGAUCAGUCUGGAUCGAGCGGGCUGUCGAGCCUGCCGACACCGCGCGGUGGGAGCGGCCCCGGCAGCCUGGACGAGGGCAGCGACAACGGCCGCGCCUCCGACCCCGACUCCCCCUUUGACCUCUCCCUCGCUAGGUUCUUGGCGGGGGGCGACAGGGAGCGCAACGCGACGUUCAAGCUGAUCCCGCGCGUCACGCAGGGGUCGUGGAUCAUCAAGCAGUCCGUGGGCACCACGCCCUGCCUCCUCGGCAACAAGCUCACCGCCAAAUACUUCCAGGGUGAUGGGUACGUGGAGGUGGACAUAGACGUGGGAUCCUCGAGCGUGGCGGCCACAGUGGUGGGCCUGGUGCAAGGCGCCACCAAGAGCCUCGUCGUGGAUAUGGGCAUUGUCCUGGAGGGCCACACCCGCGACGAGCUCCCAGAGUCCCUCCUCGGCACGGUGCGGUUCAGCAAGGUGGACUUGAGCACAGCGCAGUACCUGGACACUGCGACUGGCCGCAUCGGCCCCCGCCCUGGGAAUCUCACCAAGAUCACGAGCAGGGACAGAAACAAGCAGAAGGAUAUUUGA
Coccomyxa subellipsoidea C-169 is the source of this 2328-nucleotide messenger RNA. RefSeq names its product DUF1336-domain-containing protein. Gene Ontology annotation, molecular function: lipid binding. Bases 1 to 2328 code for a protein of 775 amino acids. NCBI's taxonomy places the organism in Eukaryota, Viridiplantae, Chlorophyta, Trebouxiophyceae, Coccomyxaceae. The transcript has 18 exons. The record is from RefSeq and is a predicted model, not a curated record.